This is a messenger RNA of Leptinotarsa decemlineata (Colorado potato beetle), 1975 nucleotides long. RefSeq names its product synaptic transmission protein complexin (gene cpx). Gene Ontology annotation, biological process: neurotransmitter transport; regulation of neurotransmitter secretion; synaptic vesicle exocytosis. Gene Ontology annotation, molecular function: syntaxin binding. The record is from RefSeq and is a predicted model, not a curated record. Gene Ontology annotation, cellular component: terminal bouton; SNARE complex. Lineage: Eukaryota; Metazoa; Arthropoda; Insecta; Coleoptera; Chrysomelidae.
UACAAUAUUAAGAAAAAAGAAGAGGUAGUAGAACCAGUUCAAGAAGAACCAAAUCCACUCAUGCGAAAAAAGAAAACACCAGAAGAAUUGGCGCGAGAAGCAGAAGAAGCGGACGAAGACGAGUUCACAAAGCUGAAGAACACGAUAGAGACACAAGUAAAUGAACUCAAGUCUCAAAUAGAAAGUAAAUGUGUAAUGCAAUGAAUUUGGGGACACCACAAGGCACUCACUGCGGGCCGACAUACAUCACCGUUCACCGACAUUUAGAAAACACCAUUUUUAUUGAGCAGAAUAUACUUCAGAUAAUUCGGCGGCUGACGAUGAGGCGGGCUUCGUUACGUUUUCGGAACUGAAGAUGAUUAUGAUCCCGAAACGUAGCGAGUUGCUCGAUACAAUGCAAUAAUCCCAUAUAACGCGGAAUUAUCUCAACUUAUAUAACUUCGUAUAGACAACAGAAAAUGCUGUAAACAAACAAUAUUUCUCCAUAAACUCAACAGGGAGAGAAUUUAACAACUAAAGUUUUGUUUUCUGUAUGUUGACUAUUUUAAAUGAAUCAUUGAAAGAUAGCUGACUAUACAUUUGAACUGAAUGUAAACGUAAUCAAUCCUGAAGUACUAGGAAUGAGUUGUAAAUUCUAACCCUGUCAUUAUCCUCUGAUUUGGCCACGCAGAAAAAUGCCCCAAAAACAUAAAAAGAGACUGCGAUAAACAAUUAACAAAAAACAAAUAUAUUGUGAUGACAUGUACCGGGUGUUUGGACUCUAACGAGCAAAAUUCUUUGAACUUACGAUAUUUUUUAUUUAUCACUCACAGGUUGCAAUUCACAGGAUAUCCAAUUAGUAUGUGGUAGAUGUUCAAAAGUUCUAGAAUGAAAAAAAUGUGUCAAAAUCUCCCUUCAGAAUAAACAUCACAUAUAAUUCACUGAACUUGAUGAUAGGGUCGUUUCGUAUUUUGAAAAAAAAAAUGAAAGAGAAUUUUUUUGACAGAAGAUUAUCAUAAAAUUGAUUGUGUGAAAUGAAUUGUUGUAAAAUAUCCGGAUUGAAAUGAAAAAUAACACUCACGUUCUGUAGAUUUAAAUAAGGAUUAAAAAUCGGUAAUUUAGUAUUAUUCAGGAAUUUAUCAAAAGGUAAACACAAUGUAGAGGAUGAUGCUCGAUCGACACGGGUUUUCGGAACAAAUAAGCUCUUCUUUUUGAUAUGUUAUCAACAUAAAAUUAGGAAUUCGAAAUUCCCUCACUAGUAGACAUCAAAUUUUGAAGUCCUACAAUUCCGUCACUAUGAACAAGAUUGUAAAUAUAUUAAUGAAUGAAUGAAAAAAUCAAAGUCAUGCACAUAAACUACACAGUGUCUUUAUUGAAUGUUGAGGUUCAUGUCUUUGGAACAAUUUCUGAUGAUUUUCGUUCAACCUUUCUACCUGUCAAAGAAUGCAUCAAAUCAUUUUUAUUCAUAUGUAAGUAAUUUUUGAUGCUCAUUAUUUGUCAAUUUUUCAGAGCUAUUGAAUAUCAAAACGGAAUUAUAAAUUUCUAUCAUUAUUAUUAAUAUAAUCAUGAAUGUCAUUGUGAUUGUUAAUAUUAUCAACAGGAUGAUAGAUAGUCAUUGUGUGACAACUCAGUGGACAGCAUUUUGAGAUUGUUCUGUGUGUUUCUGUUGUUAAAUUGUUGAAAAAUCCUCGCAUCAAGUAUCUAUUUAAAACACUUUUCCCACAACAAAACAAAAAUAGUAUCUCUUGACGAGCGUUUUGUAAUCCAAGACAGGAGAUGACUAACACUGUUUCAGUCAUUUCGUGUUUCCUGUGAAACGUACGUCAAGAGACAGUAUUUUUAUUCUAGUGUGGAGAAGGUGAUUACAAUAGAUUCAUUUUCGUCAGAGUUUCCAAUUCUUCUUCAUUCAGUACCCCCACCAACCAUAUAAUUUUCUGUCAAAAAUCUGUUGUAUUUUUUUUCAACGACACCUAAUCUGUAGUACUGAAUCAUUUAG